Messenger RNA from Anastrepha obliqua, 1548 nucleotides. RefSeq names its product UDP-glucuronosyltransferase 2A1-like. The record is from RefSeq and is a predicted model, not a curated record. The coding region runs from base 1 to 1548 and encodes 515 amino acids. Gene Ontology annotation, molecular function: UDP-glycosyltransferase activity. The transcript has 6 exons. NCBI's taxonomy places the organism in Eukaryota, Metazoa, Arthropoda, Insecta, Diptera, Tephritidae.
AUGAAUCUAAUAACGUUGCUCUCAUCGCUGCUGAUUUGCCUUGCCAGCACUCAGGCGGAGAAUAUUUUAAUGAUUACCAUGUGCGGCACUAAGUCACACAAGAUUCCAUUUAUGGCACUAGCAAAUGGACUUAUAUCCAGAGGUCAUCACAUUACUUUCCUAAGCGGCUUUAAACCUGAGGUGCAGCACAAUGGUCUCGAGGAAGUUACACCAACACCAUUUGUUAAUUACAUACAAAACUAUAUGGAUUGGGAUCUGGUUGGUGCGCGUUACGAGGGAAAAUCGCCGAUACCUGUAUGGCGAGCGCUGCGCUAUCCCGCCGAGGCCUGCGACAGCUUACUCAGUGACAGCGCCACAAUCGACACUCUGAUGGCGAAAAAAUUUGAUUUGGCUAUUCUUGAUGGCGCAUUUCCAGAGUGUGCGCUCGGUUUGGUCCACCGGCUAGCUAUGCCAUUUAUGUACAUCAAUACAGUUGGCUUGUACACAGGCAGCUUGGCGAUGGCUGGUAAUCCGAAUGUGUACGCAAUAACUCCACAUGUCCUUACGGCACUGACACAAUCGAUGGAUUUCUUUCAACGUUUUCAGAAUGCCAUUACGCAUAUAUUGGCUGAGCUUUUGCACAAGUAUUGCGUGUCUCAGGUACACGCCGUAUUGCAGACCCACUUAGGACGGCAUGUGCCUCAUCCCUACACCAUGGCACACAAUGUUUCAUUUAUACUCCAAAACGGGCAUGCUUCCAUCACCUAUCCACGUCCAUUCUAUCCACAUGUCGCCGAGAUCGCCUGCAUCCAUUGCCGGCCAGCCGGCACGCUACCACGCGAGCUGGAAGACUUUAUGUCAUCAGCACGAACGGGUGUCAUCUACUACUCUAUGGGCUCAUCAGUGCGCACUGCAAAAAUGCCCGACGACUUUUACAAAACCAUGGUCAGCGUGUUUGCCCAAUUAUCAGAAUAUCAUGUGCUAUGGAAGUGGGAAGGUAAUGCUACACAAUUGGCUGGCCUGACACCGAAUGUGCGACUGAGUGCUUGGCUGCCGCAGCAAGACAUACUCGGCCAUCGACGGCUGAAGGCAUUCAUCACACACGGCGGUCUGCUGAGCAUGUACGAAGCUAUAUAUCAUGCGAUGCCAAUGGUAAUGCUGCCGGUGUUUUGCGAUCAUGACGUGAAUGUGGCAAAAGCGACUGCCGACGGCUAUGCCGUGCAUGUGCCACUCGAUGCACAUUUGACCAAGGCACAGAUGCUGCAUGCAAUACUCAAAGUCAUACACAAUGGCAAAUACAGAAGAGCAAUCAGAGCAAAGCGCGCACUGUUCCUGGAUCAGCCAGCGCCGCCACUGGAGACAGCGAUUUUUUGGACCGAAUAUACUUUGCGUCACAAAGGCGCAACUCAUUUGCUAGCACCUGAUCGGAAUCUUGGCUUCGUCGCCUACCACUCACUGGAUGUGAUCAGCGCUUGCUUUGUUGGUAUUCUGCUACUGCUGCUGCUGCUGCAUGCUGGGCUAAAAUAUCUGCGGCGAAUGCUACUUAGGGGCAAAGCUAAGAGGGAUUGA